Molecule: messenger RNA, 1330 nt
Organism: Dreissena polymorpha
Lineage: Eukaryota; Metazoa; Mollusca; Bivalvia; Myida; Dreissenidae
Product: pituitary homeobox 1-like
Exons: 3
Coding region: 12-1292 (426 amino acids)
Biological process (GO): regulation of transcription by RNA polymerase II; anatomical structure morphogenesis; neuron differentiation
Cellular component (GO): nucleus
Molecular function (GO): RNA polymerase II cis-regulatory region sequence-specific DNA binding; DNA-binding transcription factor activity, RNA polymerase II-specific
Source: RefSeq, a predicted model, not a curated record
CUGACUCGGAGAUGAUGGAUAGCAUUGCAAAGGACUUCGGCGUCAAGGAAACCAACAUCAAGAUCUGGUUCCAGAACAAGCGCGCCCGAUGGCGCAGGCGAGUGGAGAAUGUAAACAACUCAAUGCAGUCCUACACACCGUCGGCCACUAUGAUGUCACCAUAUGCGUCAUACGGGUUCCCAUACAAUCAAGUGACGCCACAGCAGUCGACUCAGCAGACGACAAAUGCCGCUUUCAGCCUGGACAGUCUUCUUUCCUACACAUGGAUGUCUGCAGAAACGCCUGUGUCGCAAAACAGUAAUGUACCUAUUUGUGAAAGGCGGUCAGAAAGCCGCCCAAGCUUUGAUUCUCCUCUCAUUGCUGAAACUGGUAUUUCUCAUAACAUCACGCGAAUACUUAAUGGACACCAGCAGCCAAUCAAAGACGUCAGUGAUACUGUAAGAGAGAGGUCACGAGCAGCGCGAUACUCUCCGUAUGACGUGGCAUACACAGCGUCAUCAAAACAAGCAAGUCACGAGAGAUGCCAAUCCACAGAUGCUGUAGAAACGGAAAUGAGCGCAGCAACAGGCAUUAAUGAGCACCGAGGAACUCCGAAUACGAGCAACUGCUCCAUGUCGUCGUUCGAGUCGUUAUCACCUAUUUCAUCUUCUUCCACUGCCGACACUGCUUCUCCAACCGAAAAUGGAUCCGACUCUUCCCAAACAGAUGCCGAUUUAGCGGCCAGUCCGGAUCAUAAACCUGAUCAAAAGAAGAAACUGGCAAGAACAAAUUACACGAAAGAGCAAUUGAAGACGUUGAUGAAAAUCUUUCACGAGAAUCCGUACCCUGACUCGGAGAUGAUGGAUAGCAUUGCAAAGGACUUCGGCGUCAAGGAAACCAACAUCAAGAUCUGGUUCCAGAACAAGCGCGCCCGAUGGCGCAGGCGAGUGGAGAAUGUAAACAACUCAAUGCAGUCCUACACACCGUCGGCCACUAUGAUGUCACCAUAUGCGUCAUACGGGUUCCCAUACAAUCAAGUGACGCCACAGCAGGUAUAUGGAUAUCAGAACUACCCAUGGAUGCAGACAGGAACGUUUAGCCACAACAACAACCAGCUACUUCCGGCAUUCGAGCAAAAUAUCGCGUUGUCGUCAUCAAGUUAUAGCCCAUUUCCAUCAUCGCUAUCUUAUUCACAGAUGGUCAACACCACCAGCUAUCCAUCGGCUGCACAGAAUAUCAGGACGUCACAGCUGCAAGCAAUUUACCCAAACAAUAUGAUGUACCGUAAAACUAUGUUGCAUGGUGUUUAUUAAUUAUAGCAUGUGAUAUUGUUGUGUUAUAUAUGUAAAGU